This is a messenger RNA of Pangasianodon hypophthalmus (striped catfish), 2993 nucleotides long. It is a transcript of the gene ikbkb, whose product is annotated as inhibitor of nuclear factor kappa B kinase subunit beta. NCBI's taxonomy places the organism in Eukaryota, Metazoa, Chordata, Actinopteri, Siluriformes, Pangasiidae. The transcript is spliced from 21 exons. Gene Ontology annotation, biological process: peptidyl-serine phosphorylation; tumor necrosis factor-mediated signaling pathway; positive regulation of transcription by RNA polymerase II. Gene Ontology annotation, cellular component: IkappaB kinase complex; cytoplasm. The record is from RefSeq and is a predicted model, not a curated record. The coding region runs from base 206 to 2482 and encodes 758 amino acids. Gene Ontology annotation, molecular function: ATP binding; IkappaB kinase activity; protein binding.
UUUCUUACGGGAAGUGACUUUUCAGUUUUCUCAGUUUCAGGAAGUGGAGAGAAACACGAUGUAUAGUAUAACGACGAAUGCUUACAAAUUAAAAUUAAAAAGAAAGUCGCAAAGAGUAACGUGUUAAUUACAGGUUCCUUUAUUGUUACUCGUGUGCAAAAACCUUGUGAAGGGAAGCGAUUCAGUUGUGAAGUUCGAGGUCACAAUGAGCCGUGCCCCUCCUAUGCAGCCCCAGAACUGUGGCCCCUGGGAACUUAAGGAGAGACUUGGGACUGGCGGCUUUGGCAAUGUUACCCGCUGGCAGAACAAGGACACAGGUGAUCAGAUUGCUAUAAAGCAGUGUCGUCAAGAACUGAGUGCUAAGAAUAAGGAAAGAUGGUGUUUGGAGAUCCAGAUUAUGAAGCGGUUGGAUCAUGUAAAUGUGGUGGCAGCAAGAGAGGUCCCUGAGGAGUUGCAGAAAUUAGCCACUAAUGACCUGCCUCUGCUGGCCAUGGAGUACUGCCAAGGAGGAGACCUUCGCAAGUAUCUCAACCUACUGGAAAACUGCUGUGGAAUGAGAGAAGGCUCCGUUCUGAUCCUGCUGCGAGAUAUAUCCUCUGCCCUCACAUACCUUCAUAAGAAGAGGAUAAUUCACAGAGAUCUCAAACCAGAGAACAUUGUGCUCCAACAGGGAGAGAAAAGGUUAAUUCAUAAGAUCAUUGACUUGGGCUAUGCUAAAGAGCUAGACCAGAGCAGUCUGUGCACAUCAUUUGUAGGGACUCUGCAGUAUCUGGCACCUGAGUUGUUGGAGCAGCAGAAGUACACAGUGACAGUGGAUUAUUGGAGUUUUGGGACUCUUGUGUUCGAGUGCAUCACUGGUUUCAGACCUUUUCUGCCAACCUGGCAGCCUGUACCCUGGCACAACAAGCUGAAGCAGAAGCAUGAGGAUGAUGUUGUGGUCUAUGAGGAUUUGGCCGGCGAGGUGCAUUUCUCCAAACACCUGCCACGGCCCCACAACCUCAACACUUUGUUAGCUGGCAGGCUGGAGCGUUGGCUGCAGUUAAUGCUGAGGUGGUCUCCUCAAUCCAGAGGAAAAGACACUAAGCAGAUCCCUAAAGAAAGUCCGGAUGGGACAGAAUCUGAGGAGAAGAGCAAGAAAUCUGAGGAAGGAGGGAGAGACCCACAGAGUGGAUCCACUAUCUGCUUUGAGGAAUUAGACCAAAUCCUAGAUCUGAAGCUAGUCCAUGUGCUGAAUAUGACCUCAGCAGAGAUUUAUACAUACUCAGUGCAGCAUGGAGAGACUGUUGCAUCCCUGCAGACACGAAUUGCACAAGCUACACACAUUCCUCCAGCUAGUCAGGAGCUGCUGUUGGAGGCAGGCCUUGCUCUGGAGCCUCAUCAUGAGAUCAUGCAGUGUGCUAUAGAUUACACUUUGGUUGAUGGUCGUCGGGCUGAUAUGCCGCUAGUCUUUCUUUUCAACCGUUCAUGCUGCAGCUAUGAACCUCAGUUCAUCCCUCGAAUUCUCCCUGAAAACAUUCAAUUCAUUCAGACAGAACCAAAGCGCAUGUUGCCCUACAGUGCUCAAAGACGCACAUAUGGCCAAGCCUGGCACACCAUAAGAGCACUGAAGGAGGACUGGCUGAAGUUGCAGCAGGGCCAGAAGGCAGCCAUUAUGAGCCUGCUGAGGCAUAAUGGCUUGUUGUCCAAGCAGAAGAAUGAGAUGGUCUCUGUGCACCAGAGACUCAAAGCUACGCUUGAAUUCUUCACUACCAGUCUGCACAUCGACAUGGACAAAUACCAGGAGCAGAGAGCCACUGGCAUUGCUUCAGAGAAGUUACUGAGUGUCUGGCGAGAGAUGGAGCAAGCUGCACUCAGCCAUGGCCAGACAGAUGAUGUGACAAUGUUGGAGGAAGAGAUGAUGAAAUUACAGACUGAUAUAGUAGACCUCCAGAGACACCCUUGGAGGAGUGGAGAAGCUCUGGAGUCUCUUGAGGGGAAGGCAAUGGACUUAUUCCGCAAGCUCAGAGAGAAACCCAGGGAUCAGAGGGGUACAGGUGAUUGUCAGGAGGUGGUGAAGCUGGUGGUCCAGGCAAUUCAGUUCUAUGAGAAAAAACUUAAAGAAUUUUACACACACCUCAGCAAGACAGUGGUGUGCCGACAGAGGGUGAUGGAGUUGCUGCCUCGGGUGGAGGGCAUGGUGAGCAGCAUGGCUCAGUGUGAACAGGAACUGCGUUGUAUGCAAGAAAAAAGACAGAAGGAGUUGUGGAACUUGCUUAAAGUGGCCUGUAGCAAGGUUCGGAGUCCUGUCAGUGGGAGUCCUGAUGGAGGGCGAACCCCAACUUCCUCUGGUCCUCCACUGCUACAGCACAGACCUCCUCAUCCAAACAGCCUUGUUAUUCUCCACCAACCUGUGCCAGGGCACCUUAUCCUGCUGAAAGAGGACACUGCCAUUAAGGAAUAUAGUUGCCAUGAAGGGGUGUACUUCGUCUGCACCAAUGUUUAGGUAGGUGGUAUGUGUCAAAGUAAUAUCCACAUGAAUGCCAGGACCCAAGGUUUUCAAGCAGAACAUUGCCCAGAGCAUCACACUCCCUCUGCUGGCUUGGUUUCUUCCCAUAGUGCAUCCUGGUGCCAUCUCUUCCCCAGGUAAGCAAUACACAUGCACCUGGCUGUCCCCAUGAUGUAAAAGAAAACAUGAUUCUCAGACCAGGCCACCUUCUUCAAUACAUAUGGAAUGGUUAAAGCAAUAUAAAUCUGGCAUGUUGGUUAACUAGCAAGCUAAGCAUGUUAAGUCCUUAGUUAUCAUGCCAGUUUUACUCAUAGUUAGCUACUUAGCUGAGAUGAAAUGGGCACUGCAAAGAUGGAGCAACUUGGAAUAGAAUUAUCCCUCCAAAUUUCCUGUAAAAACAACCAUCUUCUGUUGACUUGGAAACAUGUUCAGGUUUGAGGAAUGGAUUGAGGAACAUGACAAAGAGUUUAAAUUCCUCUCAACUUACAUAUAUAUAUAUAUAUAUAUA